This is a messenger RNA of Synchiropus splendidus (mandarinfish), 7254 nucleotides long. RefSeq names its product homer scaffold protein 3b (gene homer3b). The record is from RefSeq and is a predicted model, not a curated record. Bases 3485 to 4624 code for a protein of 379 amino acids. The transcript has 9 exons. Lineage: Eukaryota; Metazoa; Chordata; Actinopteri; Syngnathiformes; Callionymidae. Gene Ontology annotation, molecular function: G protein-coupled glutamate receptor binding. Gene Ontology annotation, cellular component: plasma membrane; cytoplasm; dendrite. Gene Ontology annotation, biological process: regulation of store-operated calcium entry; G protein-coupled glutamate receptor signaling pathway.
AUGAAGUGUCAUAAAAUAUCUGACUAAUUGUUUUGUCUUCUUCUGACAAUUUCACAGGUAUAUUUAUGACAUACGUAUAGUGUGGGACGGGACCAGACCAGACAUGCAGUUGUAAAGGCUGAGCAGGUUGCACCAUCAUAUUUUAAAGUGAGGAAGGUUCAGGCAGGACUAAAGAUUACUAGGUAACACCAGCAACAGGGUGACAAAACCGUGUUCUGAAUGUGAAAAUAAAUAAUGAUAACUGUCAUUAUCCCUCCAAAAUAUGCUAAGAAGAUCCCCCUGGUUUUCAUUCUUUUCAUUUGUCUGUUCCAUACACUCGACUGUAUCUAUAAGAUACUUGCUUUUCAGCAAUAAAAUUCUAAUUCAAAUAUUACUGUAGUUGGCCUGCAUAUGUCUAUGUUCGUAUUGAUUAAUUACAUGAUCAUAUGCUUAUUCAUAUUUAAGAUUUUUUUUUGGAAUUACAUGUAUUCAUACAAAUAUUUAUUGAUUUAUUUUCUGCAAUUGUGUAGGAAAGGUAAGGUCUGAUGCUUUUGCUGAACUCUUUGGUUGUACCUUUGCGAUUACACACAAAAUCUAAUCGCUCAUCUGACGGUUGCAGAGAAGAUCAGAGAACAUUCAUCCAUCUGCCUAAUUUCUGCAAAGACCUGAGAUUCCAGCUUACACCCCUCGAUUACUGACUAAUGUCAUGAAGUUACAGUGCAGCUUCCCUCUGCUGCAGAGGUUGUUCUCAUCGCAGCAGUAAGAUAAUUCUUCAGCAUAAAAUUAUGAGUGAAACAGGCCUGGUACAUAGUCACCUGACUGAUUCAGUGUGAAGACUGGGUGUAAUUGUUGGAUGGACGUGUGAUCAAAGAAAACGUGUGCGAUCGCAACUGGUCUGUGUCCAGCACUUGAAAACUGAGUGUAAAAAGAAUCGUCUUCAACCUUGGCACUUGAUUAAAUCCGUUGAAAUAACUUCAUGGCUGCAGAGUUGAUCGAUGAUGCUGCUCAAAAGGAUUUUUUAUUCAUUUGAGGCAAACCCCUUAUUUCCCAGUUUGGCCGAAUGUGGGCAAGAGAGGGUAUCGGGGUCAUCACAGAAUAGAAGAAGCAACUCUACAUCUACCAAAGUCCACAGACUCAGCUGCACCAAUAAUUUCAGCACCAAGGAUAAUGGGCAUGGAUUCAAGUGUGUGCAUUUUUUUCUUGCAGCUAGAUAUUUUUGUGAGUACUAGGGUGGCCAUGAUACCAAAAUCAGUACCAGGGAGUUGCCAUAAUUUUUCCAUGAUACUGAUUCCAUACCACAAAAAAAGAAGAAAACCUGUUCGUAUAAUGAUAUGAUAAGUACUUUAGACAGAAAAUGCAGAACUGAUUUGCUCAUAAUCUCAUAUUUAUACUUUCUUUAAUAGCACACAUUUUAGAAAUAGUACAGUAGUAGUAGUAGAAGUUUAUUUCAAUCACACAUCAAACAAACAGAUCUUUCAUCUCACCUUUGUUUGAGGAAAGGAGCAGGCAGAAGAACAGUUCUUAUAAUUUCUGCCCUUUUUGUAUUUUCAGAUUGUCAUAUAUUUUGUUUAAUUUAAAAGAACAAACAUUCAUCAUAUGGAGAUACUAGUUAUCCAACACAGAAAUUAUUUAUUUUGGAUUCUUUUAAGCUCAGAUACCAGAGAUCAUAUGGCAUGUUUUUUUGUAUAAGACAGUCUGGGGGUAUACCGUAAUAAUAGUUAUAGUUUAUAAACAGUGAUGGGAAUUCGUCAAUUUUCAUAAUUCACAUUGAGGAAUGGAAAAUGUGUGAAAUGAAAUGAAAGCCUUUUAUUUGUCAACUGUGUAGAUUGGUAAAAUAUAUUUUUAACUGAAUAAUAAUGUAUUACAUUCAAAAUAUAUGUCUGGAAUCUUCACACAAGUAAAGUGACACACUUCCAUCUUCAUAUUGAAGUCACAUUACACAGUCGAAAGUAACGUACACAAGCGAAAGUAAAUGGGAAAUAAAUGCAAAGUAUUUUGAGCUGAUUUAGCAGAAGAACAAGCUAAGUUGUUGAAAUAUAUAAAAUGGAGCUUUCUUUCAUGUUGGUUGUCAUGUGGUACAAUGUUUAAAAUGAAGUUGAUGCAGUCUUUCGGGUGGGCAGGCUGUGUGUUGGGGGUGCAGCGUCCCCUCUGGAGUAUUGUGGGGGAAACGUUGCAGAGUGCCUGGAGAAAAAACACACAAAGAUGAGGAAAACUCAGAAACCCCACAAAGAAAGGACGCAGGUUCAUUUCAGGCAUUUCAUGUGCUGGAAUCAGAGUGGAAAAUCCAGUAGCAAUCAGGUGACCUUGACCUCUGGACAUGGCCAGUGCCUCCUCCAGAGCAAUAGGCUUUUGCUUUACUCUGUGAAGAGUGAGACAUUCUCUUUGAGGGCGGCAGCCUCUUCCCAUGGCUUUCCUCUGCCAUCUGCUCUUGUGUAGCAUGUUGACAUUUUUUGGUAAAAUUCAAAGGUGCUGCUGCGGCCUGACAGUAAGACAGGAGGCCAAAUGAGCAAACAUUGCUGAUUGCUGAUGUAUGGGCGACAAAUUUAAGGAACAGUUUGCACUUUUUAAUUGAGAAAAUUACAGGAGGCAUCUGUGUUCAUGGAGAGGAGUUACUGUUAUUUGUUGUUGUUGUUGUGGUAGAAUUAUCCUCUGCUGAUAUGUCUGAAAUUACAGUUGUUGAUGUGCUAAAUAAAAAUAAAAAUUAAAUAAAUUGAUCAGAACAGCGCUGAUCAACUUACUUCCUUCAUCUUCCCACUUUGUUUCAAGUCAGUUCCGGAGCUCCCUGGGUUUGAAGGAAUCAUUUCAAGUGAUGAGCGGCGGGUACCCUCAGUGUUAGAAGUAUUUGGACACACUAUGCUUGCAUAUGAAUGCGCAAAACCGAGUGUUAGGCACAAAAACGACUGUUAGGGUGAGAAUUGGGAUAGGCCCCAGUAUUGUGGGUCAAAUUGUCUCUUGAAAUUCUAACCACCCAUGGCCUCCUCAGUUCAGUUUGUCAUCAGUUCAGUCACACAUGUGAGAUUUCCUGUAUGAACAUCCAUCUCAACUGCAACAAAGCUUGCUGUGGUCUCAAAAAAUAGAACUGAAUAGUAUUUGAAGUGGCACAGUGUAGUGAGGUCCAGCGGCUCAGCGGUUUGACUCGUACGGUCUGGCUCACCCAUUUGAAUAAUUUGUUCCUUGUCCCAUUUGACAUACAUCCCCAAAAUUUAAGACUAAAUCUAUCUAUGUAACUGUCUCUUUCACUGUUGGAUAAACCAACACUAGCCUGCUUGGUAUUACCUUAAGUUGUCAAAAAUGUUGAUCCUCUGAAAAGUACUCAUACUCAGGACUGUAUCAGUUGAACAUUCUACCUUUUAAACAGCCUUUACUGCCGACCGUUCUUAGUCUCCUGGUAAAGCUGGGGCACACCUGUCUUAAGGGCUUUGCUGCUCCAUGUGUCUUUGAUCUCCAGGUCAUGCCUUGUAAUAUAAGCUUGUUGUAUCGCCAAAGUACUCAGUCUUAGUUUGCAAUGGUUGCACGUGUCAUCAUCUUUGUUUUGGUGCUUUCAGUGCAUGCAUUCAUUCCAGAGUGGACUGUGCGGGAGCAGCCCAUCUUCAGUGCCCGAGCUCAUGUCUUCCAGAUUGACCCGGCAACCAAACGCAACUGGCUGCCGGCCAGCAAACAUGCCCUCACCGUCUCCUUCUUCUAUGAUGCUAAUCGCAGCGUCUACCGCAUCAUCAGUGUGGGUGGGACCAAAGCCAUCAUCAACAGCACCGUCACCCCCAACAUGACGUUCACAAAAACAUCCCAGAAGUUCGGCCAGUGGGCAGACAGUCGGGCCAACACGGUGUAUGGUCUCGGCUUCUCCACUGAGCAGCAGCUGCAGCAGUUUUCUGAGCAGUUCAAGGAAGUGAAAGAAGCAGCCCGUCUGGCAAGAGAGAAGUCCCAAGAGAGGUAUGAACUGGCCAACCCUGCCCUCAACAUCGCCGCCCCCCAGGAGCUGUCAGAGGAGCGUCACUCACCGCCACUGCUCACUGUCAAUGGACCGGGUGAAGAAAAGCUGUUCCGUAGCAAAAGUGCAGAAGUACAGCUGACUACGGAGAAGGAGCGAGUCAAGAAGAUGCUGUCGGAAGGCUCCAUGUGUGAGAUCAACCUGGAAGCAGAGCUCUUCACCCUGCAGGACAGUAAUGCCAAGCUGGUGGCGGCCCUUCAGGAAGCAAACACCAACGUGGACCAGUGGAAGAAACAGCUGGCAGAGUAUCAGCUGGAGACAGAUCGCCUAAGAGAUCAGGUGGCAGAGCUGGAGUCACAGCUGGGGCAUCCUGCUGCUGCUCAGACUGGUGCCAAGGAGCUGAGUCGUUCGCUUGAAGAACUGGAAGCCCAACUGAGUGCAAAAGAUCAGGAAAUCUACAAUCUGCAAAGCAAGAAAACAAAUGUAGGAGAGCUGGAGAAGGAGAGGGAGGAGGCCAUACAAAGACUGCAGGAAUUGGAAAGCCGAAACACAGACCUGGAGACUCAAGUUCAGAGUGCAGAAAAGUCGUUGGCCUCGAGCCGGGAGCAACAGGAGCAGGCAGAGGUGGAGGUCCAACAUAUCAUCGAGGCUCUCGAUGUCAAGAUCUGCGACCUGAAUGACCUAAGACAUAGUUUGGCAAAGCUGAUUGACAAAUAGAUGCAGCUACAUGCGGCUUCAUCUCCACUGUUUGUUGCAGACAUCUUCUCUUUCCCCUACUAUAGCAUAACGCUAUGCUUGGAAAGAGUGUAGAACUGCACGUAGGUGAGUCUGGCAAUUUGGACAAAAUACUUGAGAAUGAGAAAUGUUGUCUACUGCAAAAAAGUAGCUUUAGCAAUAAUUUUAUUGAAUCAACCAUAAAAAUGGUAAGUUUCACAUGACAGUUGAUGCAUCAGUCCAGCCAUCCAUUUUCUUUUGUUUUUAUUCGAAGUAGCGUUGCAGGGGCUGCAGCUGAAGUAGAGAGUCCCAGGUGUCCAGAAGACAAAAAGAAACCACGACUAGCUCUGGUCUAAUCCAUACAUUAUCUCACUUUUGUAAAAGAUUUGUGUUUCACAGUUUAUGUGGGUCAACUACUUGCUUUAAGACAGUGGAGAUGCAGCCUUGCAGCAGUUUUUGUCCAACAAAGACUGUAUCUACAGUUUGGACCUUGCUAUAGUUGACUACGUUCACCUGUUUGCGUCACGAAGACCGCUGCCACGUUUAUCUUGUUCUACAUUUCACUCUUCGCUGUGGUUAUGCUCAAGCUCAAAUUGAACUCCACAAUGUUUGUGUCAAGUUUUGUUUACGUGCAAUUUGUUAUGCCCAUCCACAGAGAACUUAUUUCCUUAGGCCAAAUAAUGUGACGCCACGUGUGUACGACUUGAACCUGAUCGGUAGUUUAAUAUAAUGGGUACUUCUGUCAGUCAGGUCUUUGGGCAACAUCCUAUCGAGUGGUAGGUUUGUCACAGGAAUCCCUCGACGAGUGCAUAUGCAUAUUUAGCCCUGACUCAGUUGCACAAAAGCAUGAUGAAUUAAACCUGGCCAAGUUACUCUGGUGAUUUAUUCUUUGCAGCUAGCCCGCUGGCUAACAACCAGGCCAAAAUUAAUCCUGUAAGUCAUACAUUUGUUUUUCUCUCAAUCCUGUGAGUAAUUCAUGUGUUUUACAGCAUUUACAUUGCCCCCUUUUUUAACGUAUGCUGCAUCAUUUUAAUUACCUUGCAUUAAAAUAUGAAUUCAGCAUGCUGUUGUUUUCAUUGAAAGACUGUGUGUUGAUAGCUUUUACAUGUAUACUACUUCUCCUGUUGUCGUCCAAAAUCGUCCGGGCUCCCCAUCAGGGAGCCAACAAGUCCACCACAUUGGGCCUACGAAUGUACCCAUGUGCCCACACAAUGUUGAAAAGAUCGAUAAAGCACAUAAUUGUUUGCAGUCACUCUUAAUGGUAAUCUACACUUCCUGGGUGGUGAGCAGUACUAUGUUCAUCAUAUAAAAAGUUUACACCUGUUGGAGAAAGGUUGUUUCUUUAAUUGUUUUUAUGACUGUGUCAUGAAAGUGCCAUUUAUGGAUUACUGAUGCAUUCAUUCAGUUUCAUGCUGUCUGCCUGGUUUGCAUUCUUUCCUUGAUGAUUAAGCUCUUUUUCCUGCUAUAUGUUGAACUUCUUCAUACAUUUCCAUUAGAAGCCAUUCUGUCAUUUCAUUAUUGCUGUUGCAUUGUUUGGUGGCUACAUGCUUGAUUUGAUUUGUAAGUAAAUUGGACAAGUAUUACUCAACAGUAGUUCCCGUAAUUCACUGAGUUUGGUAAUUAAUGCCAUCUAGUCCAGGGAUAGCCAGACUAGUCCUCAACGAGCCACGUUUUUUCCCCAACCACUGAUGCAUACAAUCAAGAGUCAGCUGAACCCAAACCUCUAACAAUCGACCGACUACAAAGUACAAGAGCAAAAACCUGCAUAUCACCCUGGCCGUUGGAGGACGGAUUUGGACACCCCUGAUCUUAACUUGUGUGUGUGCAUAGGGUUGUAAUAUCAGACAAUCAACAUGUCAAGAGUUUUCUCAGAUUUAUUUUAACACAAAAAUGGCAAGUAAAGCCAAUUCAGUCCAACGAUCUACUUCAGCUUCUUCUUGGGGCGAAGGUUGUUGGUGUGGCCACACUUUUUCUUGCGGCAAUUGACAGCGCGAGGGUGCAGACGGGCAUAGCACCUGGAGACAAAUUGAUGAGCAUUAGCAGACACCAACUUCAAAGAUCGAACCUGUCCCUAUCCAACAUUUCACAAAAAUGCCACAGCCUUGUUAUUAUCCUGAUUCAGGAUAACAAGAUGAUAAACGGUUCUGGACGAUAAGAAAUGUCUUGAGUGCUGUUCUUACUUGCGGCAGAUCAUCUUGUCACAGUUGUAUUUCUGGGCCAACUGCCUGAGGGAAGGCUCGAUGAUGCCACCACGCAGACGAAGGACCAGAUGAAGGGUGGACUCUGCAAAGAGACGCACGUUAUCUCAUCCAUAAAUAUUUCGCGUAUUCCAUUUACACCCAUUUCUGGCACUAUGAAAGCAGACAGACUUAAGAGCCGCUUUCGCACUGUAGGAACCUUUUUUGGUUCAAAGAACUCGCUCGCUAAGAACCAUUGUCACCAAAACAGUGCGCAGACAUUAGGAGGAGGAUGUGGAGCGAUGGUGUCACCGCGGCAGUACAGGAUAGCUGAGACACACAAGUCACAACUAAUGUAUGACAGUGAGCAAUGAGGUACCAGUGUUCAUGUUGUCUUCCAUCAUUGGGACAUGUCUCCAUCCAAAGACUGCGUUUAAUACCGGGUAAAUAAAAGCA